Messenger RNA from Mollisia scopiformis, 1912 nucleotides. RefSeq lists its product as uncharacterized. Lineage: Eukaryota; Fungi; Ascomycota; Leotiomycetes; Helotiales; Mollisiaceae. Bases 384 to 1733 code for a protein of 449 amino acids. The record is from RefSeq and is a predicted model, not a curated record. The transcript is spliced from 4 exons.
AGAGUCUUGAAUUGGAGUGCUCUUCACAUCCAACUUGAACUUACCGCAGAUAUACUUUCAGGUACUUGAGAUGCAGAAAGGGGCAAGGGCAGCGAAGCUAUGAUUAGCGAGACCAAUCACAGCACGAAUCGUAUAACUAACCAAGAAGGAUCAAACUUCACCUGGAAUCUCUCACUUCAUCGUUUUCUAACCUCCCAUAUCUCGUCAUCAUUUCCCUUCUUGUCACUCUCUUGGACUCACUCUGAAGAACCACAGUCCCUCUCCGCUUCACAGAACCAUCUCUUCAUUACCACAUCGAACCAAAAACGUGUUCUUCAGCCUCAUCCAACACCUGACAUGGCCCAUUAACCCACCAUCUACCCCGGAUUCUCCCCACCUCCACUAUGGCACUCAUCUCCCGCUCCUUCAGACGCAGAUACAUCCGGCCCCGCGCCAUCCUCCUAACCCUCACUCUCCUCUUCCUCUUCGACGCUUACCUCAUAACCUCCUUCCGGCCCCCUCCCACCCGCUCCACCACCCUACCCUCUCAUCUCAAAGACAAGAAAAUCUUCAUCGCGUCCAUCCACCGGAAUUCGGAGUACAUGCUUCGCCUCUACUGGAACUCUGCUCUACUAAGACUAUGCGAGCAUCUGGGGCCCAAGAAUGUCUAUGUGUCGAUCUUGGAGAGUGGCAGUUUGGAGGAUACGAAAGGUGCGUUGAGGGAUUUGAUGGGGAAAUUAAAUGAGAUGGGGGUCCAGAACCGAAUUGAGUUGGGGAUGGAUGUUAAAGAGCAGGUUGCUAUGCUGAAAGAAGUGCCCGAAGAUCCGGAUGCGAGGCAGGGUUGGAUUUUCACGGGGAGAGGACAGAGGGGAUGGGAGGUGAGGAGAAUUGCGUAUCUGGCGGAGCUCAGGAAUAGGGCUAUGGAACCGCUUGAGAUGAUGGAGAAGGAAAUGAAGUUUGAUACCAUUCUUUGGAUCAACGAUGUUGUUUUCACCUCCGAAGAUGUUACGACGUUGCUAGCUACGAGGGAUGGCGAUUAUGCUGCGGCUUGUGCAUUAGACUUCUCGGGCAACGCCGAGAUGUACUACGACACCUUUGCCCUGCGCGAUUCCUCAGGCUUGAAAUCCGCCACUGGUACAUGGCCUUAUUUCAGUUCCCAUCGCUCUCUCCGAGCCCUUCAAUCCUUGGUGCCGAUCCCGGUCCAAUCCUGCUGGAAUGGUCUAAUCGCCCUAGACGCCACCCCGUUCUACACCUCACCCAUCGCUUCCUCCGCGGCCUCCCCGCCCAAAUCAGCACUCAAAUUCCGCGCCUUACCAGACAGCUUAGCGAAAUCCCACCUCGAGGCUUCGGAGUGCUGUUUAAUCCACGCUGACAACCCUUUACGGGACACUAAAGGCGUAUUCCUGAAUCCCAAUGUGAGGGUUUCGUACAACGCUAGCACGUACUCUAAGGUCAAUUGGGGCGUAGAGGUCCGGGCGGAUAUGAUGGAUAUCGUAAAUGGCGUGAAAGGCGGGGAUGGGAGGCUGUGGCCGGGGAGUGCGGAGAUGGUGAGGGGGUUGUGGAGGAAUAGGGCUGUGCGGUGGAUGGGAUGGGUGAAGGUUUGGAGUGAGAAGAGGGUUGUGGAGAGGAGGGUCAGGAAGUGGAUUUCGCAGGGGAAGAAGGCGACGGUUAUGGAGAAGAGGAGUGAUGUAGGGAUUGAGUGUAUGGUGAAUGAGAUGCAGGUUUUGUAUGAGAGUGGGUGGCAGCAUGUUUGAGGGGUGGGGUUGAGGAAAAGUGAGCAUUGCAUGGCUGGGAGGGAAAAGGAGUUUGUUGUUGUCUCCUUGAGAGACUUUACUAUAUUGACAUGUACAACUCUGUAGUGAUAACCGAAACUUCGAUUUCGAUGAGUAGCCUUGGGAGUGAUAUACUAGUUGCGGGAAGCUCAAUUCAUUUC